Exophiala oligosperma is the source of this 1335-nucleotide messenger RNA. RefSeq lists its product as uncharacterized. NCBI's taxonomy places the organism in Eukaryota, Fungi, Ascomycota, Eurotiomycetes, Chaetothyriales, Herpotrichiellaceae. The coding region runs from base 246 to 1112 and encodes 288 amino acids. The transcript has a single exon. The record is from RefSeq and is a predicted model, not a curated record. Gene Ontology annotation, molecular function: oxidoreductase activity, acting on the CH-OH group of donors, NAD or NADP as acceptor.
CACAACAACGGUCCUCAGCCUCCUGCUUGGAACACUGCGGUGUCCGAAUAGAGGAAUCGGGCUCCAUGGGGCCAAUUAAUUUCGGAGCUAGAGGAGAAUGAUACGUUGUCCAUUGAUGUGCGAUGUGAUAUCAUAGGCUUCUAGAUGACCUCCUCCUCUUCUUCGUCCUACUCGAACCGGACGGUAAGUACAACACUAUAUUCGUUUCCAGUCCUCACGACCGAACUCCCUUGAUUGGCUGCAGCAUGUCAGCAGCACAGUCUGGACGGCUCAAAGACCGCAUCGCCAUCGUCACGGGCAGCAGCUCCGGUUUGGGGCAAGCGAUCUGCCUCGCCUUCGCGGCCCAGGGGGCGUCGGUGUUCUGCAUAGACCUCUACCCGAGCCCGCGGAACGCCAUAAACCAGACGACGCAGCGGGCCGACGACUUCCACGUCCGCGUGUCCGGGCAGCCCGGUACGCACGAGCUCAUCCGCCAGCGAGGGGGCGAGGCGACGUACCACAAGGCCGAUGUGACGCGGGCGCAGGACGUCGAGCUGGCGGUGCGGGCGUGCAUCCAGCGCUACAAGAGAGUGGACAUCAUGGUCAACAACGCCGGGGUGAGCGUGGAGUCGACCCACGUGCGCCCUCUGCGCUGCCACGAGACGAGCGAGGAGGAUUUUGACAAGACGUUGGCGAUCAACACCAAGGGCAUGUUUCUGGGUUGCAAGUACGCCCUGAAGCAGAUGCUCGAGGGCCAGAACCAACUGUACGCCGCGAGGGGGUGGAUCAUCAACACCGCCAGCGUCCAGGGCUUGGUGCCGUACUACGGCACCCCGAGCUAUUGUGCGAGCAAGGGAGCCGCCGUCAUGUUGACCAAGCAGGUCGCCUUGGACUACGCCAAGGAUCUCAUCCAUUGUAACGCUCUGUGUCCGGGGUUCUUGGAGACCAGCAUGACCCAGAACCUACAGGGCCAAGUCGACGUGUUGGAGGAGAUCACGGGAAAACAUCCUUUUGGUGAGAAAUUGGGAAGGGUCGAGGAUGUGGCCAAGGUCGCGGUGUUUCUGGCGAGUGACGAUGCUGCAUGGGUCACGGGCGUGCCGUUUCCGGUUGACGGUGGGUAUUUGUUGAGAUGAGGCAGAGCUGGUGAAAAAACCAUUACGGCCGGAAACAAGUAACUAGUAAGUUGGUGUGUUGCGAAGAUCAAGGUCACUUUUGGACAUUUAUAGAAAAGGACAUAGGCGUGUCUAGAGCAUGACCAGGUGAUCGAAUAGGGGUUCACGCACUUCAUCAUUCAGAGGCAUGAAUCUAACUAUGUCGGAGGAUAUGGCUAUAGCUAUUGGUCCCCAAAUAUUCUAC